UUUUCCCUCCCCCGCCCGCCCCCCUCCUGCCUGCCCUCCGCCGUCUCACAUGGCGCAGAGUCGCUUUCUUCUUCCACUCCCCCUGAACUCACUCAUUGGUCGCCUGAUUGUUCGGCCCUGGAACCGGUCGCUCAGCUUCUCCCUCGCCCCCAAAGAGCCCGCCUCCACUGCUCCGCGCCCUUGUCCCCCUGCCGCGGGUCCUGCUGUCACCUCUCAGGUCGCCGAUUUAGCAGCCAUGCCUCCCCGUUCCUCGGCUGGGAAGGCCAAAUUUUACGCCGUGCGCUCAGGCCGCUCGACCGGCAUCCACUCUUCCUGGGAUGAGUGUAGCUCCUCGGUGAGCGGCUUUUCCGGGGCCGAGUUCAAGUCCUUCCGCACUCGCGAGGAGGCCCAGCGCUACAUAAGUUCCGGCAGUAAUUCCUCCUCGAGGCCGGCGGCCUCGCACAGCACGCGCGACCCGACAAGCUAUUCGUCUGGCUAUCGUGCCUCCGGGAGGAGCUUCUCCUCCUCCACGCGUGGGUCCUCUUCUUCUUCUUCUUCUUCCUCUUCCUCCUCCUCCUCCUCUUUCUAUUCCUCCCCCCUCUCCACUUCGAGAUCGUCGAGCUCCUCCAGCGGGUCAUCCGCCCGAUCGCCCCCUGCCCCGGCAUCGACUCGGCAAUCCAUCGACAUCUAUACGGAUGGCAGUUCGCGACCGAAUGGGUCUGGUCUGGGGGUUUACUUUGGCCCGCACGAUCCUCGCAACCUUGCGGAGCCCCUGUCCCCGACCGAGCCGGCCACCAACUCGCGCGCCGAAUUGAAGGCCAUCAAGCGGGCUCUUGAGACAGCUCCCGGGGACCGGAAUAUUGUCAUCCACUCCGACAGCAUCUACGCCAUCAAGAGCGUCAAUGAGUGGCUGCCAAAAUGGAAGACCAAUGGCUUUAAGACUUCCGGCGGCCAGCCGGUCUCUCAUCAGGAUCUCAUCAUGGACAUCUCGAAGCUGUGCGAUCAGCGCAAUGCGGUCGAGCGGGAUGCGGUGGUUUUCCGGCAUGUCAAAUCCCAUUCCGGCAUCCCGGGCAACGAAAUGGCCGACCAGCUGGCAAACCAAGGCAGCGACCAAUACAAUCGCUCACGCAGCCUGCCCCCCAAGUAGGUU
Molecule: messenger RNA, 1129 nt
Organism: Fonticula alba
Lineage: Eukaryota; Rotosphaerida; Fonticulaceae
Exons: 5
Coding region: 50-1126 (358 amino acids)
Biological process (GO): DNA replication, removal of RNA primer
Molecular function (GO): RNA-DNA hybrid ribonuclease activity; nucleic acid binding
Source: RefSeq, a predicted model, not a curated record